Messenger RNA from Penicillium subrubescens, 237 nucleotides. RefSeq lists its product as uncharacterized. The coding region runs from base 1 to 237 and encodes 78 amino acids. The record is from RefSeq and is a predicted model, not a curated record. The transcript has a single exon. Lineage: Eukaryota; Fungi; Ascomycota; Eurotiomycetes; Eurotiales; Aspergillaceae.
AUGUCCAGCUUCACCUCCUCCAAGAGCUCCUCCAAGACCAUGUCUUCUGACGCCGCCUCCACACAUUCCACCGUUUCCACCGCAACAACGCUAAAGGGCACCGACUUCCCCAACAAGAAGAAGUGGUUCUCGCUGAGCUCCAAGUCCGAGCCUAAGCACGUCAACAAGUCGGAUGCUUUCUAUGCCAAGCAGGCUAUUCACAAUGAGGCUGUUGCUAGCUACUUCAGUAUGCGGUAA